CAUAAAGAAUUUCAUGCCAAUUUUUUCAACUCUUGUCAGAACCCAGAAGACCAAAAGCAAUAGAGGCGGGAAAGAAAAAAGAGUAAACAGAGCGCAGCGAGGGCGGCGAGUUCCGGUAAGUGCGAAGGCAGCAGCCGCCGGUGAGUGGGACUGCGGUUUCAAGAAUGGUCGUCGUGAAGCUAGUGCCUCGUGUGGGCCUUCUCCUCUGGUUCUGAUAUGCGAAACAGAACACUACCAGAAAGAUCGACACGGCGCAUGGUCAUCGGAUCCAGCGAGCACCCUCGCAUAAUUGCUCCUAUCUUCCAGCCUCCGCGUCAGCUCGCUUGGUGAUGUAAACUCGCAGGACCGUACGAGUUUGCGAGUUUACUCGCGAUUUUAACAACACUGCGCCCAGGUACUACAUAAUCAUAUGCGGUUUCUUGAUAUUCGUCCAAUACCUGGCUUUACAUAAGUGUUCCCACUGGGUUCAUCUAAUUAUGGAUUUUUUAUUUCAUUAAUCACAAACACUCAUUUGUGUCCACUUCAUUAUCCUGACACCACACCCAGUAAGAUUCUCAACAAUAAGAAGAACUUCACUUGCUUUGUCGAUAUCCCCUGCCAAUGAUCAUUCCAAGCCAAAUUCGAUGUAUAUAUAAUUGUACAAGACCUAUUGUAUCAACAAGAGUAGUCUCCAGUCUCAGUACAAACUUAUCAACCAACAAUUACAUCAACUUGAUGUGCAAGCAACAGCAUUACAAAGAAGCACUUGAUGCAUUUAAUUUCAAUCUAGAGAAAUCGAGUAUCCACCUUGAACCAAGCACGUAUGCGAAUCUAAUACUGGCCUGUACCAACUUUAGAUCUCUAAAUUACGGCAAGAAAAUCCAUGAUCACAUUUCAAAAUCCAAGUGUCAGCCAGACCUUGUUCUCCAAAAUCAUAUUAUUAAUAUGUAUGCAAAAUGUGGUUCUUUGAAGGAUGCUAGAAAAGUUUUUGAUGCUAUGCAGCUGCGUAAUGUGGUCUCUUGGACUAUAAUGAUCUCCGGAUACAUGAAGAAUGAUGAAGAGAAUAAUGCCAUCAUCAUGUAUAUUCAAAUGCUGCGAUCAGGUUAUCUCCCAGACCAAUUUACAUUUGGAAGCAUCAUUAAGGCUUGCUGCAUUGGGGCAGAUAUAGACUUAGGCAGACAACUACAUGGUCAAGUCAUUAAAUCAGGGUAUGAUCAUCACUUAAUUGCACAAAACGCUCUUAUAUCAAUGUAUACGAAGUUUGGACAAAUUGCACAUGCCUCGGGUGUGUUUGCUAUGAUUUCCUCGAAGGAUUUAAUUUCCUGGGCUUCUAUGAUUACAGGGUUUACUCAACUUCGUAAUGACAUAGAAGCUUUAUAUGUUUUCAGAGAUAUGCUCAGGCAAUCUGUUUAUCAACCAAAUGAGUUUAUAUUUGGCAGUGUAUUCAGUGCUUGCGGAAGCCUUCUCGAACCAGAAUUUGGACGGCAGAUUCAUGGAGUCUGCGCUAAAUUUGGUUUAGGGAGGAACAUUUUUGCCGGGUGCUCCCUCUGUGACAUGUAUGCAAAAUUUGGAUUCUUACCUUUGGCAGAAAGGGCAUUUUAUCAAAUUGAAAGCCCGGAUUUAGUGUCAUGGAAUGCAAUUAUUGCAGCAUUUUCUGACAGUGGUCAUGUUAAUGAAGCAGUAUCAUUUUUUCGCCAGAUGAUGCAUACAGGAUUGCUCCCAGAUGACAUUACUUUUCUCUCCUUACUCUGUCCUUGUGGGAGCUUUUUGACACGUAACCAAGUCAUGCAAAUGCAUUCUUACAUUAUUAAAGUAGGUUUAGAUAAGGAAGCAGCUGUAUGCAACUCUUUGUUGACGAUGUACACAAAGUGUUCAAGUCUACAUGAUGCAUUCAAUGUUUUCACAUAUUUGGGUAAAAGAGCCAAUUUAGUUUCCUGGAAUGCAAUUCUAUCAGCAUGCUUGCAGCACAAACAUGCAGGAGAGGCUUUUAGAUUAUUUAAGCUAAUGCUCUUUUCUGAAAAUAAGCCUGAUAAUAUCACCAUAACUACCAUAUUAGGUACUUGUGCAGAAUUGGCAUCUCUAGAAGUUGGGAAUCAAGUCCAUUGCUUUACUGUUAAAAGUGGGCUAGUGGUUGAUGUUUCCGUCCGCAAUAGACUGAUUGACAUGUAUGCUAAGUGUGGAUCACUUAAACAUGCCCGUGAUGUUUUUGAUUCAACCCAGAACCUUGAUAUUGUCUCGUGGAGUAGUUUAAUUGUUGGCUAUGCUCAGUUUGGACUUGGCCAUGAAGCUCUUAAUCUCUUUAGAAUGAUGAGGAAUCUUGGUGUCCAGCCUAAUGAGGUCACGUAUCUGGGGGUUCUCAGUGCAUGCAGUCACAUUGGAUUGGUGGAGGAAGGUUUGCACUUGUAUAAAACCAUGGAAGUGGAACUUGGUAUUGCACCAACAAGAGAGCAUGUUUCUUGCAUGGUUGAUUUGCUUGCUCGUGCUGGAUGCUUGUAUGAAGCAGAGAAUUUUAUUAAGAAAACGGGAUUUGAUCCUGACAUUACUACAUGGAAAACUCUACUCGCUUCCUGUAAAACUCAUGGUAAUUUUGACAUAGGAAAAGAAGCUGCAGAAAAUAUAUUAAAACUCGAUCCUUGCAAUUCAGCUGCUUUAGUGCUACUUUCUAAUAUAAAUGCUUCUGCCGGCAACUGGAAAGAAGUUGCGAGACUAAGGCAUUUAAUGAAACAAAUGGGUGUACAGAAGGUUCCUGGUCAAAGUUGGAUAGAAUUUAAGGAUCAGAUCCACGUGUUCUUCUCAGAAGACAGUUCUCAUCCAGAGAGCGGCAAAAUCUACACUAUGCUAGAAGAUUUAUGGUUGCAGAUGCUGGAUCAUGGUUAUGAUCCUUGCCAAAGGUUUUGCAGCUGAGCAUCAAGACUAGACAUAUCAAAGAAUGUUAUACAAAGGGAUAACCUUGCAAUGGCAUGCUAUAUGUUGAAAAUGAAGGAGACUCAAGGGUGGUGUUGGGGAAAGUAGAGAGAGCAAGAAGGGAAACAACAG
Messenger RNA from Vigna umbellata (rice bean), 3015 nucleotides. Its product is annotated as pentatricopeptide repeat-containing protein At3g53360, mitochondrial-like. Gene Ontology annotation, cellular component: intracellular membrane-bounded organelle. The record is from RefSeq and is a predicted model, not a curated record. Gene Ontology annotation, molecular function: RNA binding; protein binding. NCBI's taxonomy places the organism in Eukaryota, Viridiplantae, Streptophyta, Magnoliopsida, Fabales, Fabaceae. Gene Ontology annotation, biological process: RNA modification.